Molecule: messenger RNA, 1135 nt
Organism: Erinaceus europaeus (western European hedgehog)
Lineage: Eukaryota; Metazoa; Chordata; Mammalia; Eulipotyphla; Erinaceidae
Gene: TNFRSF12A
Product: TNF receptor superfamily member 12A
Exons: 4
Coding region: 8-613 (201 amino acids)
Biological process (GO): positive regulation of apoptotic process
Cellular component (GO): plasma membrane
Molecular function (GO): protein binding
Source: RefSeq, a predicted model, not a curated record
UGAGUGAAUGCUGGAUCGCGGCGGGCGGGCGGGGCGGCGGCGGGGACCGCCCCGGAAGGCGGGGGCGGGGGCGGGCGGUGAGAGUCCGGGCCGGCCCGCGGCUGCCCCAGACGGCGGCGGCCGCCACCUGCGCACCAUGUCCCCGGCUUCGCUGCGCCCGCGGCUGCGGCUCCUGGCACUGGGGCUCGGGCUGGUCCUGCUGCGCGCCGCGGCCGGGGAGCGGGGGCCAGGUAGGCCGGGCGGGGGCACGGGCGGCACCGACUGGGGGCGUGGGGUCCGACUCAGGGGCUCCCCACACCCGGCGCCCCCCGGACAAGGCACCACCCCCUGCUCCCGCGGCAGCGCCUGGAGCGCCGACCUCGACAAGUGCAUGGACUGCGGCUCCUGCCCCGCGCGGCCGCACAGCGACUUCUGCCUGGGCUGUGCCGCGGCCCCCCCCACCUCCUUCCGGCUGCUCUGGCCCAUUCUGGGGGGCGCCUUGGGGCUGCUGCUGGUGCUGGGGCUGCUGGCCACCUUCCUGGUCUGGAAACGGUGCCGCAGGAGAGAGAAGUUCACCACCCCCAUCGAGGAGACCGGCGGGGAGGCCUGUCCCGGCGUGGCGCUCAUCCAGUGACGCGAGCGCCCCCUGCCCGUAGGGGCGGCCCAGUCCUCACUCAUUCAUUCAUCCAUUCAUUCGUCCUGGAGCCAGCUCCAGCAUCCCAGACACAGCCAGAGCCAGGCUGCUCCAACCACAGGGUGCGGAGGGAUGGGGGGACGAGUGAGUCACCCCUCUGCGGAGCCUGCCAAGGUGUCUGACCGCCGGACACACUCCCGGACCGACGAGGAGCCCACGCAGCCCCGCCACACACUAAGGAACUGCAGCAGCAUUUGCACAGGGGGUCUCCCCUCCCCCAGACACACAGCUGGAGGCCAGGCUGACCUGGGCAACCUCCCUUCGAAUUGACAUUUCAAACACAGGGGUCCCUCCGGGGUUAGGGGCCUGAUCCUAAUAACACUAGGGGGCUGGCCCUCCAGGAGGGGGGGCUGGCCCUCAGACACUGCCCCCCAUCCCUGAAAGGGGAUAGAUAUUUAUUUUGGGAGAUCCUUUUGAGGGGCGGGAGAAUUUAUUAUUAAUAAAAGAAUCUUUAACUUUAAA